CUCCAUAUGAUGCCUCCAUGGGGAGUUUCACCGAGUCAGGACUUCACCCCCAGGAAAAUCCACAGUUCCUCAACAUGGAUGCAAUGAUCAAAGGGAGCAUCCAGAAGGCUGUGAUCCAGCUGGAGGACAAGAAGGACAACAGCCAGCGCCCAACAGAGAGGAUCCAGAUCCUUCACAACUUGCUCUGCUGCCCGGGGAACGCUGCUUCCAGCCUCUUUCUGACCACCCUGAAGAAGAGGAUUUGUGUCCUCCUCCAUGAGCGAGAGAAAAGAACCCAGGAGCCUCAGAGGUGGAUUUUCCGUGAGGCACUCUCCAUGAAGUUCAUCCUGGAGGACACCUCCUUCAGACAAGCCCUCUGGAUGCACCUGGAAGACAUUGUGGCCAACAUCUUUGCCCAAAUUCUCGCUGUGGUGGACGCCAACAACAACCUGAAUCACAUCUGUCAAGGUUCUCCCCUAGCAGACCUCUGGCUCCAGAUGUUCCAAGAAGAAACCUUCCUCACAAUUAAAUACUCCUGGAAGAGAUUAGAUGCAAAGAUCCCUGUGCUGUCAAUGACCAAAGACCCCAAUGUCUCCCUCUCCUGCCAGUUCCCAUUCAGUUGGGUUGUGAAGGCCUACCUGGAUGACGUGUGGGAGAAGGUCUAUCACAUGGAAGGUAACAUCAAGACUUUCCAGAGGGAGCUUUGUCCCAGCAGAGCUGCCCCAUAUCCAAUUCCAGUUAGGAAGAGGAACCACGGCGUUCACUCAGCUGUCAACCCCAGAAGCCAACAGAGGAUGUGGCCAGGUUCUACCACAGCUUCAUCAAGAGCAACUUGA
Messenger RNA from Dryobates pubescens (Downy woodpecker), 815 nucleotides. Its product is annotated as E3 ubiquitin-protein ligase rnf213-alpha-like. NCBI's taxonomy places the organism in Eukaryota, Metazoa, Chordata, Aves, Piciformes, Picidae. The record is from RefSeq and is a predicted model, not a curated record. The transcript is spliced from 6 exons. The coding region runs from base 18 to 815 and encodes 265 amino acids. Gene Ontology annotation, molecular function: ATP hydrolysis activity; ubiquitin-protein transferase activity.